This is a messenger RNA of Plasmodium relictum, 684 nucleotides long. RefSeq names its product fam-h protein. NCBI's taxonomy places the organism in Eukaryota, Apicomplexa, Aconoidasida, Haemosporida, Plasmodiidae. The transcript has 2 exons. The record is from RefSeq and is a predicted model, not a curated record. Bases 1 to 684 code for a protein of 227 amino acids.
AUGAAUAGGAAAAAUAAGAUUAUGCUUAUUCCGAGUAUUAGGAUGCAUCCUAUGUAUUAUUACCGUGUAUCUAAAGAUCUUAUUACUACAGAUGUGUCCACUUUAAAAUUAUGUAGUAAAAGAGAGAAAAAAAAUUUGUUAUAUUUUCUUAUGAAGUCUUUUAUAUUUAUCCUUUUAAUUUGGAUAUUAAAAUUUUAUAAUAAUUGGGAUUCUUAUAAAUCAUGGAAUCACGAAAAUGGCUUAAAAAAUGUGUUGGAUUUGGGAUACAAAAGAUCAUUGGCAGAAAGCAAUGAUGCAAUAAAACAAACGAAAAAAGGAUUAAAUUACCAUGAUCAACAUGAUAUAUUAGAAACAUAUUCGGAAUCAAGAAAUGAGAAAAAUGAAAUAGAAGAAAAUAUAGAUGUAGAACAAGAAGGUGAAAUAGAGACAGAAAGGAAAAAUCAAAAUGUAAAAUUAAUCGAGAGAACCUUAGACAAAUGUAAAAGCAAUUUAAAACUCUUUUUACUGGGCUUUUCUAUUCUUUUAUCGCUUUUAUCCCUUGUAUUAUAUACAUUUUUUUUUUUAUUUGAAAUCUAUAGUAUAGAAUCUCCUAGUUUUAUUCUAUUCACUUUAUGUCAUUUAAUAAUUUCAACCCUUUUAAUACUAGAACGAAUAGAAAUUAAAUAUGUAAAAAAAUUUAAAUAA